AUGUGCACGAGUAAGGUACAAUAUGUGAUGAGACGAAAGACCGGUUGCAACCGGUCUAAACCGGUCUUUUUCGGUUUUUAUAUAUUUACAAAAACAUGGCAACUGGCAACUGGACUGAUCACAAAUGUGGGCAACUGGCAACUGGAAAAGACCGGACUGUGGUUCAGUCCAGUUCUCACGCAUCCGAAAACCAGCCUAGGUACUUCUGAGGCAGAUUUCAAUGCGCCUGCGGAAGACGAGGACUCUUUUCUCUUCCCAAACUUGGACGAUAGUCCAUUGGCGGACGAUGUGACGAGAAACAUGGAUGAAAGUAAGGAGCUGGUCCCUCGUCAGCAAGCUGGUCGUAUCUCAAGUUCGUCAUGGGAUGUGUUGAACACCGGCUUCCAGAAGAUCGACGACAUCAUCGACCAACUUGCUAACAAGACAGGCCAUACACAUGAGAACAUCAUCACGUUGUGGAAGCGCACCCACACACAUGAAUGUACAGGCUCGAUGUGGAAUAAAUACCAGAAAUACUUUCUAGCUAAUCGGGAGAAGGAACGUAGACGGAUUGGGGACUCAAGGGCAAAUUGUAGUCAGCUCAAAAGGGUCACAAACAAAGCAGCCGAACAAGACGGCUUUGAAUCCCUCUUCGUUUUGGUGGGAAAUUCGAUCCAUGAGGACGUCGGUCUCUCUCAAGUUCACCUUUCGGCAGGUGCAGAGGAGGAGUGGCUUCACAUGGAUCAUGACACGAUGAGUGGUCUAUUUAAGAACCACGUCUGCAAGAGGAUUUCCCUGGGACUCCAAACAAGGCUCGAGACAGACCAGAAGAGCUCGGCAGAGGCAGUUAACACAACCAAUCCUAAGAAGCCUGGACCAGACGGGGACUCUUCCAACAGCGGCGACGAUGACGACAACACAAGUAAAAGCUCUGGCCUCACCCUCGAAAAGGUGAAGGUGAUCAUCAAAACAGGCCUUCAAAACCUUCUGGAGCCAUAUGACCUCUGUCUUAGUUUCGAAUCUAUUCCUUGGUCGAAGCUGUCCACCACCCUCGCCCCUGCCGGUCUUAGGAUUGAAAAUUGGACCAGAGGAGUCGAUUUUCCGCGCUCAAUUGCGAAAGGCGCUACUGUAAUUCGUAAACGAAACACAAGCCAGGGAAUCAAAGACCUCGGCAUUGGUGCCAUCCAGCGUUUCGCUGAGUCUUUUGCAUCUGAUGCUACGAGGAUCCGUGUUGUCCGCAUGGAUCCAGAAAUGCUACUCACGAGCAAAGUGCCCUUGUACAUGGAAGCACCGCCAGGUCCCAGCUCACUGACGAAAGUCACUCGUCGCAGUUAUCUGGAUGGUCACGUCGAUCAGAUCAUGGACAGGUCGCAGGAAAAGCACCCUCGCAUCGCGAAACUUCCGCCAGCACAUGAGAUCAUAGAGAUCAACAAAAAGGAAAGAAGACCUGACGGCAGCGAUGAUAGCGAUGAUGAACCUGUGGUUCCACCGGUGAAAAGGCGACCCACCAAGAAGUCCAAGGAAAUCGUCUCAUCCAGCAACAUCAGCGAUGCCGACACCAAUGAUACUUUGGAGUCGACGGUGACUUCAAAGUCAGAGAAGGCCAAGACGACAGCAAAGGCGCUCAAGGGAAAGGGUAAGGCUACAGCGACUAAGACCACUGCCAUGGGCACCGCCUCUGGAUUGGGUGCUGCCCCAGCUGCCCCCAGCGACCAACUCAAACUGAUCUCUGCAUUCAGUGCAGUGUCUCGUGCUGUUGCUGCCGCGUCUACGUCCAAACCAUCACCCCCCACUGUAAACCCAGCUGGUAGUGCAUGCAUCCAGCCACGCCCCAUCAAGCAUCAACCUCCAGCCAUCUCAGCUGCCAGAGACCCAUUCACCGUGAAAGAGGCCAGAGCUUCUGGAAAUCCUAAGGGCGUGUCCAUGCGACCUGUCACUCCCUCAACAUUGACAAUCCACGAGUCUACGACAAUGUCCAAACAGUCAGCGUUUGGACCCAUUUGUAUCUUCGACGAUCCAGCCCUCUCCCUGUCCAAGUCCACUUCAAAACGCUCAGUGGAUACUGAAAGGUCGCAAGCGGUAAUCAGCAAGAAACCUCGCACCAACGUUGACAGACCAAUGAGUUCAGCACUUGCGAUGGCAGAUAAACCAUUGGAGGAACCAAUCAUCAUCCCAAAACCCACUUCUUCUGUGGAGGACACACUGGUGCCUGGAGCGAUGUCCAUGCCUACUCCACCCCUGACACAAGGGGCCAGGGUCAAUCCUACACAGGGAUACCAGUGGCCAUAUGGCUUCUUUCCUCCGUUCAGUUUUCCGCCAGGGUACCCGGCCCCACCCCCUGGUUGGACCUUUCCGGGGAUGCCGCCUUGGAACCCUGACCGUCCCGCAGGUAGUGCUUCUGACUCAGCACCAGUUCCGCCAUAUCUGCCUCACCCGUACUUCCCUCAAGGCGCCUUCCCUACCCCUUCAGCAAAGCCAGCCGAAGGGGAGCCUGGACCCUCUCGCCUGACAUGA
Molecule: messenger RNA, 2493 nt
Organism: Laccaria bicolor S238N-H82
Lineage: Eukaryota; Fungi; Basidiomycota; Agaricomycetes; Agaricales; Hydnangiaceae
Exons: 7
Coding region: 1-2493 (830 amino acids)
Source: RefSeq, a predicted model, not a curated record